UGCACUUCUCUGGAUCCUCUCGGACAGGUUUCUUCGUUCCAACCGAUACCAUAUCCCCCAGAUCACCCAAGCCCAAGAGAUCUGUCAAGCCUCCUAGGUUUCCAAUCUUCGUCAGAUCUGACAAACCUCCCAAGUCUCCAAUAUCUUGCUGGUCUGACGAGCCUCUCACAUGAUCCGCCAGGUCCUCAAAUCUAUCCAGGCCCAACAUAUCCAGCAAGUUGCCCAAUCCUAACAAGUUCAAGAGCAACUUGUCCGCUCCCGUUCUGUCCAUACCCAAUUCCUCCAAGACCGACUUGUCCAGGAUGGACUUGUCCAAUCCCAACUUGUCCAGCCCUAACUUGUCCAAGCCCAACUUCUCCAAGCCCAACUUAUCCAGGUUCAACUUGUCCAAUUCUGACUUGUCCAAUUUCAAAUUAUCUGCGAUCAUCUUAUCCACAAUCGCCUUGGCCGGGUUCAACUUCUCCAAACUCAGAAUUUGGGACAACUUUGCUAGGCCCAACCUAUGCAGGUCCAAUUUAUCCAGGCCAAACUUAUCCAGGCCAAACUUAUCCAAGCCCAAUUUAUCCAAGCCCAAGAUAUCCAAGCUUCCUGAGUGACCAUGCUUUGUCAAUCCCGCUGCGUUCGUGAUCGGUGCGGCUUGAAUAGUCAUUGUCGCGAAAGCAACAGUGAGCACCACUGCGGAGGAAAAAGCGGUAGAAAACUUCAUGGUGAUGAUAAAAUGGUAAUAGUAAUAAUGAUAAUAAUGAAGAUGAUUGUGAUAGAAACAGUAAUGUGUCUAGUGUGGAUCUGAGUGAAAAGGAAUCGAGUAUCUUGAAAGCUUUGAAAUACUUUUU
Messenger RNA from Lobosporangium transversale, 833 nucleotides. RefSeq lists its product as hypothetical. NCBI's taxonomy places the organism in Eukaryota, Fungi, Mortierellomycota, Mortierellomycetes, Mortierellales, Mortierellaceae. The coding region runs from base 303 to 596 and encodes 97 amino acids. The record is from RefSeq and is a predicted model, not a curated record. The transcript has a single exon.